UCGUUCCACAAUAAACAAACGAAGAAGAAUCUUCGGCCAUUACAACAAAGACCACAGGAGCAGUUUGUCGAGCUCCUCAUUCAAUUCUCUCGUUUGUUAUCGUUUGAUUAAUUGCCAAAACGUCGUACGCAAUGAGAGGAGAUCGCGGCAGGGGUCGAGGUGGCCGCUUUGGUACCCGUGGUGGAUUGGUCCAGGGAUAUCGUCAGUUCGUCCCCCACAUUCCAUUUGAUUUUUAUGUGUGUGAGAUGGCCUUCCCACGGGUGAAGCCUGCGCCAGAUGAGACUGCUUUCAGCGAGUGUCUCUUAAAGAGAAAUCAGGACUUAAGUCCCACGCCUGCUGAACAGUCAUCAAUCCUGUCCCUGGUCACCAAGAUCAAUAAUGUCAUCGACAACCUGAUUGUUGCACCUGGUAACUUUGAAGUACAAGUCGAAGAAGUGCGCCAAGUUGGCUCUUACAAGAAGGGAACCAUGACAACUGGCCAUAAUGUUGCUGAUUUGGUGGUUAUCCUGAAGAUCCUGCCGACAUUGGAGGCUGUUGCGGCUCUUGGUAAUAAGGUGGUGGAAACGCUCCGAACCCAGGACCCUGCAGAAGUGCUGUCCAUGCUGACAAACGAGACUGGCUUCGAGAUCAGUUCUGCCGACGCCACUGUGAAGAUUCUAAUCACCACUGUGCCACCAAACCUAAGGAAGCUGGACCCAGAGCUGCAUCUGGACAUCAAGGUGCUGCAGAGUGCACUUGCUGCCAUCCGCCAUGCUCGCUGGUUCGAGGAAAACGCCUCUCAGUCCACAGUCAAAGUCCUGAUCCGCCUGCUUAAAGAUCUCCGGCUCCGUUUCCCUGGUUUUGACCCAUUGACUCCCUGGAUCCUGGACCUACUGGGUCAUUCAGCUGUGAUGAACAAUCCAUCCAGGCAGCCUUUGUCCCUGAACGUGGCUUACAGGCGCUGCCUGCAGAUGUUGGCUGCUGGCCUCUUCCUGCCUGGCUCUGUUGGAAUCACAGAUCCCUGUGAGAGUGGGAACUUCCGAGUCCAUACUGUCAUGACCCUGGAACAGCAAGACAUGGUGUGUUUCACGGCCCAAACUCUUGUGAGGGUCCUGUCUCACGGAGGGUACAGGAAAAUCCUGGGCCUGGAGGGAAAUGCCAGCUAUCUGGCUACAGAGAUGUCCACAUGGGAUGGUGUAAUUGUGACACCAUCAGAAAAAGCUUACGAGAAGCCACCAGAGAGGAAAGAGGAUGACGACGAAGCUCUGGAGGAGGGAGAAGGAGAAGACGACAGCAUGGAGACCCAGGAAUGAGCACCUUGGUAAAUCCAAGUGGCUCCAUUAGGUGGAAGAUGAUUUUCACUUUUUUUUAACCUCAAAAUUGAUUUGUUUUUUUUUAUCUUAUCUGUCACAAAAGAAACAGACAACUUGAUUCACUCAGCAGGCUUUUUUUUAUUUAUUCACUAUUGACUAUUGUGUGUUUAACAUUCAGGCAAAAUGGUCCUGGUGCUAUUUUUAAACAGGUCUUUGUUAUUCUGUGUUAGCUGUCCCACAAAUGUCCAUGUUUAGCUGUCUCCUUGACAUCCCAGACAUAAUAAACGGUGUACAUCAAGUCAGGAAUAAGUCUUUU
Messenger RNA from Synchiropus splendidus (mandarinfish), 1608 nucleotides. RefSeq names its product interleukin enhancer binding factor 2 (gene ilf2). The record is from RefSeq and is a predicted model, not a curated record. The coding region runs from base 132 to 1292 and encodes 386 amino acids. The transcript is spliced from 14 exons. NCBI's taxonomy places the organism in Eukaryota, Metazoa, Chordata, Actinopteri, Syngnathiformes, Callionymidae.